Molecule: messenger RNA, 1473 nt
Organism: Ostreococcus tauri
Lineage: Eukaryota; Viridiplantae; Chlorophyta; Mamiellophyceae; Mamiellales; Bathycoccaceae
Product: Cytochrome b5-like heme/steroid binding domain
Exons: 1
Coding region: 1-1473 (490 amino acids)
Cellular component (GO): membrane; intracellular membrane-bounded organelle
Molecular function (GO): heme binding
Source: RefSeq, a predicted model, not a curated record
AUGGUCAACUUCAAGCAGCCUCGCGGGCCGAACACGCUCACCUCUGGCGUGGCCAGACGCGACAGGAGUGAUGUAGACGUGGGUACGUACGUGUCAGAGAUCGAUCGCGUGAUGUACGACGACGUGACGGGCUUGAGCGAAGACGGGAAACAUGUCAGACUGCGCGUGGUCCCGGAUGAAGCCGAAGACAUCGCUUCGAGCGCCAGAUACGCCGCAUACGUGCACGAAAGCGUGUCGAGUGUGAUAAAUCAGUCGUCAAUUGCCUUUUCUCGACGAGGCGCCGCUCUCGGAGGAUCAUGCAUCGCGCUGGAGGUGCGCGAGGACGUCCCGAUGGGUUGCAUUCGUUUGACAAACGCGCAGCGACACAACUUGCGCGCAGGCACGGACCGACCGAUGGAAUUUGAAGCGGUGGACGAGCGCUUGGAAGCGACGGACGUCACGAUCGAAUUACGUUUGAUGGACGACGAGGUCCGGGAGAUAACCACGCGCGUCGAGAGUGACGUCGCGAGACGCGCGCUACAAAAGUCGCUCGGGGAGAUCGGACGAGUCGUGUGUGCCACUGAGAUUUUCACGCUGUCAAUCGAAGGUCGAAACUACAGGGCGCGUAUCGCGGAAGUCAACUCUCUGAGCGCUGAGGAAGAAGCUCAUGCGGUGGGUUACCACUGCUUUCGCGCCCGCGUUCACGCGGAGACGACGUUCUACGUCCGCUCGAGCGACGAGAGCCGGUUGAUCAUCGCCAACAAUCAAGGCAAAGAACGAAGCGUGCGCCUGGCGAGGCGCGAGAUUCUUCAGGUAACGACUCGCGAUGGCGAGACGUUUCCCGUGCAUCGUUCACUGCUGAGGCAAUGCAUCUCCCUCACCGGAGCGGUUAGGCGAGCGGGAGAUCUCGGUGAUGAAUGCGAGGAACAUGUUUGCGUACAAGUUGAUGUGGACACCGACGUGUUCGAUCGCGUCUUAAUCUUUCUAGAAGCCUUGGCGCUCAGGAAGACACCACCAGCGUACGACAUUCGCGUGACCGAAGCGCUUGCUCUCGCAGCAUCGACGCUGGGAUGCAGAGUGCUCGACGAAUACUGCGCGGAGAAGCUCGGCGCGCACGCUUCUCGGAUUCGGGAGUACGCGUGGGACGAAAUCGUCGCUCACAACGCGUCUGGGGGCGUUUGGCUCGUCAUAGACGGCAUGGUCUUGGACGUGAAACGCUGGCUCCCGGAGCAUCCCGGAGGUGAUGUUAUCAUUCCGAACCAAAGUCUGAAUCUCGACGCGGCGAGGCACUUCGAGAUGUAUCACUCUUCUCGUGAAUCUUUUCUGUACCUGAAAGAGUUUUACAUCGGUGAGGUAAGCGCGCGCGAUCGCGCCGAACUCGUACCGAGUCCCGAGCCAGCCCCGAGUGAGGACUUCAUUCGACAGUUGCGACAGUACACCACGUUCCGGCUGGCGUCCGAGCCGACGGCGGUGCGCGUGCACUUGGGACAGUGA